AUGGCGGACAGCGGCUUCUUAGGCCAGGCCGGGAGGCCGUCCCGCCGACUGAGGAGCGCUGAGCGGAUGAUGGGCGGCACGCGGGCAACCGCAGCCGAGCGCAGAGAUGAUCGAGCCUGGCCAAUCAGUACCUGCCGCCUUGUCCCCGCCUUUUCCAGGCCCCGCCCCCUGUCCAAGACUUAUGGGCAGGUAUUCACUGUAUACCUGGGUCCCAAGAAAAAAGUGGUACUUGUGGGUUAUGAUGUCAUAAAGGAUGCCUUUUUAAACCACAAUGAAGAGUUUGGAAACAGGCCGGAAAUCCCAAUAUUUAAAAAGAUAGGGGAAGGACAUGGUGUUGUUUUUAGUAAUGGAGAAACAUGGAAAAUGAUGAGAAGAUUUGCUUUACAUAAUCUUCGUGAUUUUGGAAUGGGGAAAAAACUCAUAGAAUACAAGAUUCAAGAUGAACUGCAUUCCCUUGUUACAUAUUUUGGAUCUCACAAAGGUAAACCCUUUGAUACAUCCAUCAUCCUGAAGCAUGCUACUUCAAACAUCAUUUGCUCCAUCCUUUUGGGCAAAAGAUACGAAUAUGAUGAUUAUGAAUUUCAGUAUUUAUUGAAACUCUUGGACGAAAAUGUCAAAUUAUGUGGCUCUUCCAUGAUUGAGCUAUAUAAUUACUAUCCUUUUCUGGGAUUCAUGAUUGGAGCCCACAGGACAGUCUUACGGAAUGUUCAAGAGAUGAACAAUUUCUUCCAUAAACUAUUUGAGAAACAUACCCUCCAUCUUAAUAUCAAUCAUUUAACUGGCUUUGUGGAUUCCUUUUUGUUAAAACAGCAACAGGAAACCCAAAAUCCAAAGACUGAAUUUCAUGAGAAGAACCUACUCUUUACUACAAUGGAUCUUUUUGGUGCUGGUUCAGAGACAACAUCAACAACACUUUGCUGGGGCCUUCUUCUGAUGAUGAAAUAUCCUGAAGUUCAAAGAAGGGUCCAAGCUGAAAUCAAUAAAGUUAUUAGUCUCAGACGAGAUCCUCAGGUACAAGAUCGAAAAAAAAUGCCAUACACGGAGGCAGUGAUACAUGAAAUACAGAGAUUUGCCGAUAUCGUGCCGAUGGGUCUGUCCCACAGUACUACCACUGAUGUAAAAUUUCGGGGAUAUGUAAUUCCUAAGGGAACAGAGGUGAUUCCUCUGUUUACUUCUAUCUUUAAGGACAAGACACUGUGGGAGACACCUCACAAGUUCAACCCUGCUCACUUUCUUGAUGCUGCUGGAAAUUUUGUCAAGAAAGACUGCUUCAUUCCUUUUGGCUUAGGGCGUCGAGUUUGCAUUGGAGAAUCCCUAGCCAGGAUGGAACUCUUUCUGCUCUUCGUAGGCUUAUUGCAGAAGUUUACAUUUAAGCCUGCACCAGGGGUAGAUCCAGCUGACCUUGACCUUACAGCUGAAGUGGGCCUCACCUUGACCCCCGUGCCUCACUUGGUCUGUGCUAUCCCCUUGGAGGAAGUUCAUGACUCUUAAUGUGGGAGAGCAGCCGACUGGUCCUGUUCAGACCACUGCAUCCAAGAUGGUAGCCAAAGAAACCCAGAUGGCUUUUGGUGAUACAUACACAUUUCCUGCCUGGUCCACAAGAGCAUCGCUAUCACAGUUACAUUUACUAAGCAUUCAUACCUGGUUACAUGCUUGACCAAACAAAUAAUCCACCCAUUUUCUGACCUUGAGAGAUAGCCAUCAUCACAUAAACAUAAUAUUAAGCUUGGAUAGUAAAUAGUGGUCUUAGCUCAAUGUUCUGCAGAGAAGUUGCUGUAGUUCAGUUAUGUCCAGCUCUUUGUGACCUCAUUUGGGUUUUCUUGCAAAGAUAC
This is a messenger RNA of Sarcophilus harrisii (Tasmanian devil), 1832 nucleotides long. Its product is annotated as cytochrome P450 2K1-like. Bases 1 to 1491 code for a protein of 496 amino acids. Lineage: Eukaryota; Metazoa; Chordata; Mammalia; Dasyuromorphia; Dasyuridae. Gene Ontology annotation, biological process: xenobiotic metabolic process. The record is from RefSeq and is a predicted model, not a curated record. Gene Ontology annotation, cellular component: cytoplasm; intracellular membrane-bounded organelle. The transcript has 9 exons. Gene Ontology annotation, molecular function: oxidoreductase activity, acting on paired donors, with incorporation or reduction of molecular oxygen, reduced flavin or flavoprotein as one donor, and incorporation of one atom of oxygen; heme binding; iron ion binding.